This is a messenger RNA of Thermothielavioides terrestris NRRL 8126, 1606 nucleotides long. RefSeq lists its product as uncharacterized. Gene Ontology annotation, molecular function: oxidoreductase activity. Bases 320 to 1360 code for a protein of 346 amino acids. Lineage: Eukaryota; Fungi; Ascomycota; Sordariomycetes; Sordariales; Chaetomiaceae. The transcript is spliced from 3 exons. The record is from RefSeq and is a predicted model, not a curated record.
GACGGAUUACGCGUGGGGGCUUCGCAAGGUUGCAAGAACACAGCAACUAGCAGCUUCUAAGCUGACUAAAAGUCGGGAAAUAGUUGACGAGGCUCCACACUGCAUUGCUGUCUCGCGGAUAUGACGUUUGCACGGUUGGGUGUCAGGAGCUAAGGGGAAGGGCCCACAGAUAUCUAUAUAUUAGAGCUGGAAGUGACGAAAGAGACACCGCGGUCACCGUCGAACAAUCAUCCAUCCGCUCAACCCUCGCGACAGUUCGCUUGACUACCUACCUCACUGCACCCAUCCCUAAACCCAAGAACCAUCCCAUAGCGACACCAUGUCUUUGCCGAGCACCCAGAAGCAAUGGCUCAUUCAGGGCACUGACAAGGGCUUUGACGGCCUGCUUUACCAAGACGCCCCAGUCCCUGCAGUCGGCGACAACGAGGUGCUUGUCAGGCUGCGCGGCGCGUCGCUCAACUACCGCGACCUGAUCAUUCCCCAGGGCAAGUACCCCCUGCCGCUCAACCUGCCGGUCGUGGCCGGCUCGGACGGCGCAGGCGAGAUCGUGGCGGUCGGCGCCAACGUGACCAAGUGGAAGCCCGGCGACCGGGUAGUCACGCUGUUCAACCAGGGCCACCAGCGCGGCGCGAUCGACCCGGUCGCCGCGCGGACGGGCCUGGGCGGCUGCCUCGACGGCACGCUGCGGCAGUACGGCGUGUUCUCGCAGGACGGCGUCGUGCGGCUGCCGCGGCACCUCGACUUCGUCGAGGGCGCCACGCUGACCUGCGCCGGCCUGACGAGCUGGAAUGCGUUGUACGGCCUGAAGAGCGUGCGGAAGGACGACACGGUGCUGGUGCAGGGCACGGGAGGCGUUAGCUUGUUUGCCUUGCAGUUCGCCAAAGCCGCCGGUGCGACCGUCAUCGCGACCACGUCGUCGGAGAAGAAGGCCGAGAUCCUCAAGAAGCUCGGCGCCGACCACGUCAUCAACUACCGCGAGGACCCGCACUGGGGCGAGACGGCGCGCAAGCUGACGCCCAACGGUGAGGGCGUCGACCAUGUGAUCGAGGUCGGCGGCGAAGGCACCAUGACGCAGAGCCUGCGUGCCAUCAAGAUGGAGGGCGUCAUCUCCGUCAUCGGCCUGCUGACCGGCGCGGGGUCCAAGGACAGCAUCAUGGAGACCCUCAUGCGGCUGUGCACCGUCCGCGGAGUGUAUGUUGGAUCGCGCGAGCAGAUGGAGGACAUGGUGCGCGCCAUUGAGGAGCACAACAUCCGUCCGGUCGUCGACGAGCACGUGUUCACGCUGGACAAGAUCAGGGAGGCGUACGACUUCAUGGUGAGUACACUCGUCUGUCGAUCUAGUUACGAAUGGGUUUGCUGACAAGACUGCAGUGGGCGCAGAAGCACUUCGGCAAGGUGGGCAUCAAGAUUGAGUAAGCGGCAACAGUGGUAGGUGAGAACAUGGAAUGAGUUUAUGGGAUACGAAGGAUUGUACGCUACGCCGAUCUACCAGUACCAGGAAGAAGGCGGCUAGAAAAUUGAUCUAAAACAGCGCUCGAAUGCAAUGUCCUACUACCACACCCUUUCCCUCUCGCUGCGAACCCCUUUAGACACCACGAGCCACUCA